This is a messenger RNA of Paramormyrops kingsleyae, 3022 nucleotides long. RefSeq names its product claudin-16-like. Lineage: Eukaryota; Metazoa; Chordata; Actinopteri; Osteoglossiformes; Mormyridae. The record is from RefSeq and is a predicted model, not a curated record. Gene Ontology annotation, molecular function: structural molecule activity. Gene Ontology annotation, cellular component: bicellular tight junction; membrane.
AUCUGGAAAAAAUACAAGGUAAAUGCAAAAUAAUGGUAUUGAAAUUACAGAAGGUUUGAAAAAGUUUUCUUCAAAAACAGUGACAGUUACCCAGAGCAUAACAGCGUAGGGGUUAGUUUGCUACUCGGGUGCUACUCUGAAAUAGUUCUUUAAACACUUUGUUCAGAUAUUUUUAUUCAAUAUUAUCCUUAAUAAUGUUGAUGUUUUUGGUCCAGAGGGGUAAAUAUUUGCUGUCAUGGUAUAAUUAACUGACAGAUCACAAUCCACUUACAUAUUAUAAAGAAUUAUCAAAAAAUGAAUCGGUGUUUUACAUUGGUAUAUUACAAAUAACUGAACAGGAAAUGUAAAUAUCUUAAAAGUGAUAAAGUUAAGGGUACGGUACAAAAACUGACCUAGGGCUUAACUCAGAAUCAGUGUUUGUUAAAAGGUUACAUUAGAGAGAAACGGUGCAAUAGUGCUGUUUUUUUUUCUUCUUUGUGCUUUCUCCAAGAAGAAAAUUAAUAAAACAUGUUCAUAUACUUUUAAAUAUGCUUCAGUAAAGUAGCAGACUGGUGUGGGUUAGACAUUCAAUCAUGUAUAAAACCAUAAAUGAUUCCUACAUUAUGACGUACAACUUAUGGAAUGUGUGAAGAUGUAUGUCUUUGUUCUGAUGGAAUUCUGAUGGAAUGUUCUGGUCUAUGGUAGGGGAUGGACGCCAAGUGCAAUGAAAGCAGAGGUUACUGGGUUUGUCCAGAGCAAUAAGGGAAGAGCUUCAGUGAGAAGCCCACGGACCACUAAAGGGCUUAAUUUUGAUUAGGUUGCUUCCAUAUCCCACUGUCAUUAACACAUCUGCAGACAGCAAUUCCAGCUGCAGAGACGAAGCCCAAGAAUGAAACUGUGUUCUAAUAAACAUGGUGAAAUCAUGUACGUGUAUUAUGGAAAAAUGAUUGAGCUAUCCGGUUCUAAUGACAUGAUGUAAGAGCUUCUGUCAAAAAUCAUCUUCAUUAAUUCGAGAAGUUGAAAGGUUAUAUUGCAAUUCAAUAAUGUCAUAUUUUUUGUCACAGUUUUGAUAAUUUUUUUGAGUCAGAACCACACAGUGGCAGUAAUCAGUCCGAACACCCCAACCCCCACCCCCCAGAAUGUCAGACAGAGGAAAAUCACCGGUGGAGGACGUGUAGGAGUGAUGCCCGAGGCCAGUUACCCUCAGAGUCGUAAACCUCCUGUUUGGAGUCUAAUGGCAUCUUUACAGUCGCUUCAUGAGAAUUCAGGGCACACCUUUCAUACAUUGAGGUUCAAAAAUAGCGGUGGAAAAAAACAAGGGUUAUUUAUUUUGGGUGGGAGGAAGGCAGGAGUGGGGGAUGGAGGAAGGUAAUGGAGUCUUGCAUUAUUCAGAAGAGGUUCUCUAUUACAUGUAGGCCCAGAAUCCGCCUCGUUCUGUCGUGCUUGACCAUCUCUUUUUUUUUUUUCACCCACAAAUCUGUCUAGUUCUCCUAGUCACACAACGUGUGGGAGUCAGGUGUUUUGUACCGGCAAACCUUCAUGUAGAACCUAAGCAUGAGUCCUGCCUGCUCAAAGUGGAGUCCUCCAGAGUUGAAAAUGAUCGUGGUUCUCCAGUUCAUGGCAUUCUGUCUGGCACUGGUGUCUACAGUCUUCCUGAUAGUGGCCACUUGGACCGACUGUUGGAUGGUCAAUGCUGAUGAUGAUUGGGAGGUCAGCCAAAAAUGCCGAGGACUGUGGUGGGAGUGCGUGACCAAUACGCAGGAUGGGAUCCGCACAUGUGACCAGUAUGAGACCAUCCUUGCUGAGCAUCCGUUGAAGAUCGUGUUGACCCGAGCCUUGAUGAUCACUGCUGACAUUCUGGCCAGCUUUGCACUCAUCAUCCUUGUCCUGGGCCUGGAUUUUAUCAAGCUUCUAAAGGAAGAGCCCAACAUCAAGCUGAGAAUAUGCUACUUUGCAGGCUUCAUAUUUGGACUGGGAGGCAUCCCAGGAAUGAUUGGUUCAGUGUGGUAUGCAGUGGAUGUGUACGUAGAGAGAGCCACCUUUGUCCUGAAGAAUGUCUACUUAGGAAUGCACUAUGAGUUUGGCUGGUCCUGUUGGCUGGCAAUGGCUGGGUCAACAGGAUGUUUUCUAAGCUCGAUUGUACUAACAUGCUGCCUGUAUAUUUUCAGGGAUGCUAGAUCCUCUCAGUACCACAGGUCCAUAUACCAGUAUGGAAGGACAGCAGCAGGCAAAAAAUACGCCAUGGAUUCUCGUGUCUAAGGAAUGGAUGGCAGGAGUGACUUCAGAGGUGAUGCGGAUGAGGAGCAUAGUCACAUCGGACGGAGGACUUGAUGGCCGCCGAGGGGAUUCUUAUUUUGAAGUGUUUUAGCGGAGCCUUUUAGACGACUGGCAAAGAGGGAUCAUGGCACCAGCUGACCUGGCUUGAGAGAUUAAGUGUGUUGUUAAAACACAUCAAUGUCUUUUAUAUCUCAAGAUGAACCUGAGACUUUAAAGAUUCAUUUCUUCACUGUUAAAUAUUGUAGUAGGACAUUUAAAUUCACUUACACUGCCGCUUAAACUACAAAGCAUGGAUUCCUUUAAGCCAUGGAUUUUUUUUGGUUGUUUUUCAGUUUUUCUGAACCGAAUAUGUCAUCCAAAAUAGUGAAUGUAGCCCAUUUUAGCAGCGGAAAAAAAUUGACCAAAGAAUUUUAUAUACAUACACAUAUAUCCACCACUCUUUCCGCAAUAAUUUUGUUAAGCUGAUCUUGGCAGGUGGUCAAGAUUAGAAAUGAUUAUUAGGCUAACACACAGCCAUACUUGAAAGUAUUGUCUGUAUAACUGAUUGUUAAAAACUAUAACAUAUAAUUAUUUAAAUACACAAUUACAAACCUUCAGAAAAGCCUUUGUAUAAAUGUUAUCAAAAGAGACAAACAAAAUCAACUUGUUCUGUAAUAUCUUUGUACAUGUAUCUGGUUUCCAUUGCAAUGUAAAAAGAGAACUGUUUCUAGUUCACAUAGAUAUAUGUCAAACAGGGAACAUUUAUGAAAUAAAAUAUUUAAAUGUA